Pimephales promelas (fathead minnow) is the source of this 2917-nucleotide messenger RNA. RefSeq lists its product as uncharacterized. Gene Ontology annotation, biological process: regulation of DNA-templated transcription. Lineage: Eukaryota; Metazoa; Chordata; Actinopteri; Cypriniformes; Leuciscidae. Gene Ontology annotation, molecular function: DNA-binding transcription factor activity, RNA polymerase II-specific; RNA polymerase II cis-regulatory region sequence-specific DNA binding. The record is from RefSeq and is a predicted model, not a curated record.
GGGACCCACCCACCCGUCCCCCCUCCGUAAAUGACGCCUAUGCUAUUGUGUAUAGUUUUUUGUCCAUGUUUUAAUUUAGUAAACCUCUCUUGUGUAGACAAACAAAAGUUGUUACAUUUUAUCGGAUUGCAUUUUCAAAAAUACAUUUUUGUAUUCAACCACAGAAUCCAGACCAGUUAUUUAAUAUCGUAUAUGAAACCGUUUUCUGAGACGAUAAUCAUACCGUGAAAAUCUCAUACCGUUACUUACAACCCUCACCUGCACUCUGGCUGUAGCGACAGUCAGUGCAUAUUACAGACACUGGAACUAUUCAUCCAGGCCACUGUGUGGCGCUCGGGUCUGGCCAGCCGAUAGAGAUAACACAACACGAAAGACCGGCAACACAGACGUUGCCAAACACUGAACACACGCGAGUAUGAAUGUAACAAACAAAACGAAAAUAAAAAGAAACAAAAGACAACUUGGAUAACUGUUGUUUUACGCAUGCGUGCAUUUCUUUCAUCGAUGGAAAUUGAGUGGAUAUGUUUGGGUGUGUGAAAACCAGCGUGCUAAUCGACCCAGCAGGGAACGAGCAAUUACAUCAUCAGUGAAGCCCCUCCCACUGGAGUUCAGCAAUAAAUGCUGUAAAUUCCCAUCAGCUACAAGUGGAGACGAUCAUCAGAGCAUCAGGAAGAGCUGAAAUCUGCAAAGACUGAGUUUAUUAAAGAGGACAGUGAGAACAUGAGUGAUCCAGAACCCUGCAGAAUGAAACACACUGAAGAUCCUGAAGAACAAAGAGAACUGAGUGAAGUGAAGGAGGAACGUCAUGUCAAACCUGGAGAAAAACCUUUGAGUCGCUUAAAAUCUAAACAGACUUUUUUAAAGAAAAGAAGAGCCAAAAAAUCUUUCACCUGCACUCAGUGUGGAAAGAGUUACACAACCAAACACUAUAUGGAUGUUCACAUGAGGAUCCACACUGGAGAGAAGCCGUUCACAUGUAAUCAUUGUGGGAAGAGUUUCAGUUAUUUAUCAUCCCUUAAUUUUCACAUGAUGCUCCACACCGGAGAGAAGCCGUUCUCAUGUGAUCACUGUGGAAAGACAUUUAUCAGGGCAUCAGUCAUGAAGAGACACCUGACAGUUCAUACGAAGGAGAAGCCACAUUCAUGUUCUGUGUGUGGAAAGAGUUUUUCACAGCUGUCUAGUUUACAUAAACAUGGGAAAAUACACACUGGUGUGAGAGAGUACAUGUGCUUUGAGUGUGAGAAGACUUUUAUUACAGCUGAUCAUUUAAAACAACACCAGAUGAUCCACACUGGAGAAAAACCUUACAAGUGUUCACACUGCGACAAGAGAUUCAGUCGGUCAUCACGUCUGAAAAGACAUGAGAUGAUCCACACUGGAGAAAAACCUUACAAGUGUUCACACUGUGACAAGAGAUUCAGUCGGUCAUCACGUCUGAAAACACAUGAGUGGAUCCACACUGGAGAAAAACCUUACAAGUGUUCACACUGUGACAAGAGAUUCAGUCGAUUAGGAAGUCUUAAAACACAUGAGAUGAUCCACACUGGAGAAAAACCUUACAAGUGUUCACAAUGUGACAAGAGAUUCGGUGUUUCAUCACAUCUGAAAAUACAUCAGAGGAUUCACACUGGAGAAAAACCUUACAAGUGUUCACACUGUGACAAGAGAUUCAGUCACUCAUCAUCUAUGAAAAUACAUGAGAAGAUCCACACUGGAGAAAAACCUUACAAGUGUUCACACUGCGACAAGAGAUUCAGUCAAUUAGGAAAUCUGGAAAAACACCAGAAGAUCCACACUGGAGAAAAACCUUACAAGUGUUCACACUGUGACAAGAGAUUCAGUCGAUUAGAAAGUCUUAAAACACAUGAGAGGAUCCACACUGGAGAAAAACCUUACAAGUGUUCACAAUGUGACAAGAGAUUCGGUGUUUCAUCACAUCUGAAAAUACAUCAGAGGAUUCACACCGGAGAAAAACCUUACAAGUGUUCACACUGCGACAAGAGAUUCAGUCACUCAUCAUCUAUGAAAAUACAUGAGAAGAUCCACACUGGAGAAAAACUUAACGAAUGUUCACACUGUGAGAAGAGAUUUAAUCUGUCGGCAGAUCUGAAAAAACAUGAGAAGAUCCACACUGGAGAAAAACCUUACAAGUGUUCACACUGUGACAAGAGAUUCAGUCACUCAUCAGAUCUGAAAACACAUGAGAGGAUCCACACUGGAGAAAAACCUUACAAGUGUUCACACUGUGACAAGAGAUUCCGUCAGUCAACAAAUCUGAAAUCACAUGAGAGGAUCCACACUGGAGAAAAACCUUACAAGUGUUCACACUGUGACAAGAGAUUCAGUCACUCAUCAUCUAUGAAAACACAUGAGAGGAUCCACACUGGAGAAAAACCUUACAAGUGUUCACACUGUGAUAAGAGAUACAGUGAUUUAUCAUAUCUGAAAAGACAUGAGAAGAUCCACAGCAGAGAGUAGCCGCACACGUGUGAUCAGUGUGGAAAGAGUUUCUCUUUUAAAGCCUGAAACGUCACAUGAAGAUCCAUACAGUGGAGAAACCUUAUCACUACAGUCUGAGAUCAUAGUAAGUAGUUCAUCUUUAUGUGCUGAGAAACAAAAGCAGCUUUUCUACCUUCGAAAAAGGCUCCACUUGUGUUUCCACUUGAGCCUGGUGCGACACGGCACAAUUACAAACCCUUCUCGGCCCUGAACUCUUAGCACACUUGGCUAACCGUGAACCGUGAAGGAAGAAUGUGUGUAGUGACAUCGCCACUCAGGAUUGGUCACUUGUCUGUUGCCUGGUUACCAGUUUCUCUGUAGCUAAGCGACAUAAAAUCAAUUUGAGAGAUGUAAACACAAAUUUAUAAUAAAAUUAAAAUAUCAUGGUUCCUGUGUUUACCAACAUUAUUAUUUUUCA